CGGGUUCCUCUGGCGGGCGUUGCUGAAAUUCAAUGCGGUAACGAGGGAGCGGAAGAAGCACAGCAAAAAGAUGUUUGAGCUGCAGAUGCAGGCGACGCGGGCGAAACUUCCCAUGGAAAAACGGAUCAAGGCGGAGAAGGAAAGAAUCGAAACUGCGAAGACAAAACGCCGGAACUACGACAUUCUACUCGAGGAAAUCCGGGAUUUGCUGGUCCUAGACGAACCGACGAGGCUGGCGAAACGGGAAAAGAUCCGCGGGGAUCCGGAUUCGAGACAGGCCCAGAAGUUGAAGUGGCGGG
Messenger RNA from Amoebophrya sp. A120, 299 nucleotides. The record is from the annotation of a GenBank genome assembly. Lineage: Eukaryota; Dinophyceae; Syndiniales; Amoebophryaceae.